Messenger RNA from Vespula pensylvanica (western yellowjacket), 707 nucleotides. RefSeq names its product 28S ribosomal protein S24, mitochondrial (gene mRpS24). The transcript has 3 exons. Gene Ontology annotation, biological process: translation. Gene Ontology annotation, cellular component: mitochondrion. The record is from RefSeq and is a predicted model, not a curated record. The coding region runs from base 130 to 621 and encodes 163 amino acids. NCBI's taxonomy places the organism in Eukaryota, Metazoa, Arthropoda, Insecta, Hymenoptera, Vespidae.
AUGCGCAAUCGUAGUGUAAGCCGAUUUUGGUUAUGGAUAUAUUUCGUCUUAAUUGAUGUUUUUUUUUUUUUAUUUUUUAUCACGUUAUAAGGUAUCGAGAUUAAACGUAAAAGCAAUUGAUCGAAGAAGAUGGCCUUUUUACCGAAUUUAACCAACAUGUCUCUUUUACAACAACCUUCGUUGCGUCGUUAUAUACAUGUAUGCACAGCCCUUAAUAAAGUGCAAUCUGGUCGUUAUAAACCAACGCCAAAGAGAACUCUUCGUUUAACAUAUGAAAUGGCUAAUCCGCCUCAUUACAUUGCUCACAGAAAAUCAUGGAAUUCUUGGAAUACAUCAAAUAUAGUAGAUGGCAACAGACCGGCGGAGACUGCAUUGGAAGAUAUAUUUAUUAGACGUUUCGUGACAGGAACGUGGCACAAUUUAUUUAUAUCUGAAAUAAUAAUUAAAAGGCAACAUAAUUUGGUUAGGAUUGCUGGUAUUAUUCAACGUAGUAUACAUCCUAGUAAGAUAUACUUUCUGACCGGUUACACUGAAGAAGUUUUGAGUCGUUGGCUACAAUCCCCUGUGAAAAUGGAAAUAGUAACGGCGCUUAAAGACGAAACUGUAUAUAAGCGUAUUUAGAAACUAAAUAAAGUUACGAAUAACUGAUAUAAGCGUUGUAAAAAUAUGGAAUAAAAAUGUAUAUAAUAAAAGCAUAUAAAUUGUUA